Molecule: messenger RNA, 841 nt
Organism: Oncorhynchus gorbuscha (pink salmon)
Lineage: Eukaryota; Metazoa; Chordata; Actinopteri; Salmoniformes; Salmonidae
Product: ras-related protein ralB-B-like
Exons: 5
Coding region: 206-817 (203 amino acids)
Biological process (GO): Ras protein signal transduction
Cellular component (GO): plasma membrane
Molecular function (GO): GTP binding; GDP binding; GTPase activity
Source: RefSeq, a predicted model, not a curated record
UAGAACGUUUUUUCACACGACGUCCGGGAGUGGUCAAAAUAUCCGCAUUUGAGGCUGGUAAGUGAAAUUUGUCCUCUACUUCAGCGUUCCCAUGGUGUAUACCGGAUAACAGCCAAGAAAUACACCAAACGCAUUACGAGUAGGAAGUUCUGGUGGAGGCGGUUUCCGUUAGUAUAGUAGCUGCAGACAGUGUCCAAAUCCAAAGAUGUCUACCGGAAAGAGUAAGAACCAGAGCUCUCUGGUGCUGCACAAGGUGAUCAUGGUGGGAAGUGGCGGUGUCGGCAAGUCAGCCCUCACUCUGCAGUUCAUGUAUGAUGAGUUUGUGGAGGAUUAUGAGCCCACCAAGGCAGACAGCUACAGGAAGAAGGUGGUGCUGGAUGGAGAGGAGGUCCAGAUCGACAUCCUGGACACAGCUGGACAGGAGGACUAUGCUGCCAUCAGAGACAACUACUUCCGGAGCGGAGAGGGCUUCCUGCUAGUCUUCUCCAUCACUGAACAUGAGUCGUUCACCGCCACCUCAGAGUUCCGGGAGCAGAUUAUGCGGGUGAAAGCAGAGAACGAUACCAUCCCUCUGUUGGUGGUGGGGAACAAGUCUGAUCUGGAGGACCGCAGGCAGGUGUCGUUGGACGAGGUCCGGGCCAAGGCAGAGGAGUGGGGGGUGCAGUACGUGGAGACCUCAGCCAAGACACGAGCCAACGUUGACAAGGUGUUCUUUGAUCUUAUGAGGGAGGUGCGAAAAAAGAAAAUGUCAGAGAGUAAAGACAAGGGUGGAAAAGAAGGCAAGAUCAAGAAGGCUUUCAAAUGUUGUCUGCUUUGAUCUAGACCAAACCUUUCAGUCAGA